AGCCGAUGUGUGAAACAGAAGACGACGUCGCUUGACCUCCUCUGAAAGUUUGGACUGGACUUUGAAGCACUCUGCAUAUACGAGAUUUGUGACCGACCGGUUCCCUUCAACGGAAGGUCAAGACGGUGCAUUUCGAGCCCUGAAACUCACCUGACUUGUUGAGUUUCAGUGCAAAACCCUAGAACGACUCAAACCGCACACAGGGAAGGGAAGUCACCACUCCAAGUGAGCUAUGUCUGGCUCUGAACCUGAGAGUCCAGAAAUGGAGCCAAUACAAGCCAAUCCUGCUCUGAGGAGGCCUCGGAUUCUACUUGCUGCUAGCGGGAGUGUAGCGGCCAUAAAGUUUGGCAACCUCUGCCAUAGUUUUUCUGAAUGGGCAGAAGUAAAAGCAGUUGCCACAAGAGCAUCCUUGCAUUUCAUUGAUAGGACAUCACUUCCCAAGGAUGUAAUCCUGUACACCGAUGAGGAUGAGUGGUCCAGUUGGAACAAAAUGGGUGAUAGUGUGCUUCACAUUGAGCUCCGCCGUUGGGCUGAUAUCUUGGUUAUUGCCCCAUUGUCAGCGAACACACUAGGCAAGAUUGCUGGGGGAUUGUGUGACAAUCUACUCACCUGUGUUGUACGAGCAUGGGACUACAGCAAGCCUUUCUUUGUUGCACCAGCCAUGAACACCUUGAUGUGGAAGAAUCCCUUCACGGAGCGACAUAUCAUGUCAAUUGAUGAACUUGGAGUGUCGCUCAUCCCGCCUGUCACAAAGAGGCUGGCUUGUGGGGAUUACGGAAAUGGAGCAAUGGCUGAACCUUCGUUGAUUUAUUCUACUGUAAGACUCUUUUUCGAGUCUCGAGUUCAACAAGGUGGCAGUGUUGUUUAGGAAACGGUAUAAUAGAAGUAAAGUUGCCACCAUCUUGAGAUUCGAUGACAGACUUUAACUUGAGAGACCCGAUGACAAAAUUUGGCUUGGUAUGCAUAACAUGCUAGAAUUGUUUUUGCGGGUUGUUUGAUUUUGUGUUAGGUGCAUAUGGUGUUUUGGUAUCUGAACCAGGCUAAUUAUAUAUCUAGAAUUGUAUUAGUUUAUUUGAAUUCAGCUUUU
This is a messenger RNA of Prunus mume (Japanese apricot), 1087 nucleotides long. RefSeq names its product phosphopantothenoylcysteine decarboxylase HAL3. Gene Ontology annotation, biological process: coenzyme A biosynthetic process. Gene Ontology annotation, cellular component: phosphopantothenoylcysteine decarboxylase complex. NCBI's taxonomy places the organism in Eukaryota, Viridiplantae, Streptophyta, Magnoliopsida, Rosales, Rosaceae. Gene Ontology annotation, molecular function: FMN binding; phosphopantothenoylcysteine decarboxylase activity. The record is from RefSeq and is a predicted model, not a curated record.